AUGAACGUCAAUGUUGAUUCGAAAAUCGCUCUUAUAACUGGUACGACAUCAAAUUUAGGGAUAAAUAUUGCGUAUCGAUUACUAGAAAAGAUACCUGCUUCUGAUCACUUGACCUUGAUUGUUACGUCAAGAACGUUACCAAAAGCUAAACAAGUUAUAGAGACAAUAAACAAUCAUUUCAUAAAGUAUCAUGGUGAUAGAAUUGGAAAAUUGGAGUUCGAUUAUAUUUUAGUUGAUUUUUCGGAUAUGGUUUCAGUUUUGUCGACGUUUUAUGAGUUGAAUAAAAAAUAUAGUCGUAUAGAUUAUUUGUUUAUAAAUGCUGCGCAGGGGGUUUAUUCUGGAAUUAAUUGGCCCCAGGCAUUCGUCGAGAUCUUUAAGAACCCUGUGGAGGGAGUCACUAACCCAACCUAUAAAACUCAACGCGUUGGAGUCAAAUCGUCUGAUGGUCUAGGUUUGGUGUUUCAAGCUAAUGUGUUUGGUCCCUUCUAUUUGGUCCAUAAAUGUAAGGACUUACUCAAAGGAGGCAAAGUUAUAUGGAUAUCUUCUAUCAUGGCUAAUCCUAAAUAUCUUUCAUUCCUGGAUUUGCAACUUUUAAGAUCGCCUGAGCCCUACGAGGGCUCUAAGCGAUUAGUGGAUUUAUUGCAUAUUGGAACUUACAAGAAAUUCAAUGCUCAGUAUGGUAUUAAAGAAUACGUUGUUCAUCCUGGAAUUUUCACAAGUUUUUCGUUCUUCCAGUUUUUAAAUUUUUUUACAUACUAUGGAAUGAUUCUUCUUUUUUAUAUCGCCCGUCUCCUAGGAUCAAGAUACCAUAAUAUAUCCGGCUAUACUGCAGCGAAUGCUCCAAUAUCCUGUGCUUUUAAUGAUGAAGAUCAGUCUUAUAAAAUAUGUUCUCAAAGUGAUAGACUAGGAAGAGAAUAUCUUGCCAGAGAAGAGAUCGAUGCUACCGGCGCUGAGGAUGUUGUGCAUUAUUUCGAGGAGCUUUGCAAAGAAUGGGAUGAUAAAUUGAAGAAUCAAAUUGUAUCCACUAGACAACCUUAG
This is a messenger RNA of Priceomyces carsonii, 1038 nucleotides long. RefSeq names its product 3-keto-steroid reductase (gene ERG27). NCBI's taxonomy places the organism in Eukaryota, Fungi, Ascomycota, Pichiomycetes, Serinales, Debaryomycetaceae. The coding region runs from base 1 to 1038 and encodes 345 amino acids. Gene Ontology annotation, molecular function: 3-beta-hydroxysteroid 3-dehydrogenase (NADP+) activity. The transcript has a single exon. Gene Ontology annotation, cellular component: endoplasmic reticulum membrane; mitochondrial outer membrane; lipid droplet. The record is from RefSeq and is a predicted model, not a curated record. Gene Ontology annotation, biological process: ergosterol biosynthetic process.